Apis laboriosa (Himalayan honeybee) is the source of this 5934-nucleotide messenger RNA. It is a transcript of the gene knockout, whose product is annotated as storkhead-box protein 2. Gene Ontology annotation, biological process: positive regulation of transcription by RNA polymerase II. Gene Ontology annotation, molecular function: RNA polymerase II transcription regulatory region sequence-specific DNA binding; DNA-binding transcription activator activity, RNA polymerase II-specific. NCBI's taxonomy places the organism in Eukaryota, Metazoa, Arthropoda, Insecta, Hymenoptera, Apidae. The transcript is spliced from 8 exons. The coding region runs from base 981 to 3848 and encodes 955 amino acids. Gene Ontology annotation, cellular component: nucleus; cytoplasm. The record is from RefSeq and is a predicted model, not a curated record.
CAGUGGCAGAGCCAGUUUCUCGUAGCAUCGGCGUGCCGGCGGCGUCGAGGCGCCCCUUCAGUAUGAAGCCGACGACCGUGCCAGCUGCAGCCGCUGCACCUGUCGUCCCGUAUAACGCGACAACUACGCUCCUCGUGCACACGGAUCAACGCUCCUGAUCGUGGAUCCCCCCAUCAGCCCCCCACCCCCCCUCGACACCGAUACUCCAUGGAUAAUACCGUGCUCCGGGCUCCGAUUUCGUUCAUCGAGAAGGACUGUGAAGAGACACCAUCACCACCGCAACGCACGUUAUAUACGCAACAAACAUCAUCGUGCCUCUGGAUAAAUCCGUUCCGUGGAUACACGUUUGGAAUGAUAUAAAGGAGGAGGUGAUCCCGUGAUACUUCCCCUCUCUUUCUUCCAGCUUAUAUACGUAUAUAUACAUAUACAUAUAUAUAUAUUCUUCCUCCUUGCGCCUCGUUCUUCUUCCUGAACGUGAACGGUGAUCGGUUUGUGUUUCGUCCACAGUGUUUAUUAUAUUAAUCGUAACCGCAGUUCUUUCUUCUGCAGUUUUCUUCCCUCGUGAUUGUUAUCCGUCGUUUCCCAUCUGCAUCUUUGAUUUGCGUGAUUCGAGGGGGGGGGUCCCUCCUCCGAGGAACUGUGAUAACGUGUGGCGAGGAAAGAAAGAGACGGGGCGCGCGGGACUGACGGUAUAAUAAAAGUGAAAACUCGUUCCUCCGGUGUUCCGUGGUUCGGCUUCUUCGAAAGAGAGGUAGAAAAGAGGCCGGCAACCAAAAAAAAAAAACCCGACCAUCGCCGCCCAACGGCUUCUUCUUGGAUAUUUCGGAAGAUAUUUCUCCCCUCCUCCCCCCUCCCCGUCGCAAGGUAUCGGUUGGACCCCGAUCGAGGCAGGGCCAGCAGCGUGGCGGAGCAUCAGUGGCGAGUCCCCGUGAUGCCACCGCCGCCGAUUGCUUGGAAUCGUUAGCAACGGGCCCCGAAAAAUGGCCUCGAUCUUGGGAGACGGGACGGACCCAGGGGGCUCGGGGCCCUCCCGAUGCCUGUUGCUCCUGCAAAGGUCCCUCGCGAUCCAGCUGACCAGAGGCCCGCCUCCGCAGGUUCUGAACGCGAGCCAACGCGAGAGUCCCAAGGAGCAUCCAGCCGACGAGAUGUGGAUGUACGAUAAAGGUUACAAUUUGUUUCAGAGUUUCUUGGAGGCGAACUCGAAAUGCUGGUGGAACGCAGCCCUGGUGGACGCAACCCGGCAACUCAGGUACAAGGGCCACGUGUCACCCGGCGUGCUGAUGGUCGGUGGACCACCCUGUGCCCUCGAGGUCUUGAGGGCAGCCUGGGCUAGGAACGUCCUACGACCGCCUGCCGAUCACGCGAUAACUUGCCUCGGCGAUAUCGAGGACUGCCUGGUUGCCCCGGUGGCCCAAGGGCAAUUCACGCCGCUACCGGAAGCUCUUUGUUGGGCCAUUUUGGAGUUGACCUCUCAGAGGCAAGCUGCCACCCUGGACACGCUCAGAUCCGCCUUGAGGAACGCGUUUCCAGCCAUGCAGAGACCUAGCCGCGAAUUGGUCUACGAUGCCCUCGCUAAACUGAUGCAAGAGAGAAAGAUCUAUCACACGUCACAAGGUUAUUUCGUGGUUACGCCCGAGACGAGGAGGCUUAGGCGCGACACAAGCAACUCGAGGAGAUGUUCGAGAGAGGUGAGCGGAUCGAGAGGUCAGGGUAGCAUGCUCAUGUCCAACGACGAGGCCAUGGCGCUCGUACACGGCGAGAUGCUAACCCUGAGGGACGGCGACGUGACGCAUCAAGCUGUGCAGACGAAUCUGGCAGACGUUAUUUGCGGAGGUAAUCCCAACGACAAAGUUCUGUUCGCAAGAUGUCGAUCGAUGCCGGGUCGCCUGGAGAGGCGACAUUCUCUGCGACUAUGGGGAUCCGCCAGACGUUUACACAGAAGCGGAAGUUCACGGUCUUUGCCACGAAGGCCGGAAAGAAGCGACACCUCGUCGAGCGCGGAGUACGCGAGCACGGACAGCGCGCCCCAUAGCCCAACCAAGAAAAUAGGUCUACUCUCGAGGCUGUUCCGACGCAGUACACGAAGAAAGGGCGCACCGUUAAUGGGCACGUUCAGCGCCCAGUAUCCCCCUACCGAGUGGUUUAAUCCACGCGUCGUUCACCUGCACAGCGUAGCCACGCAAACGAGAGCCGCUAGCCCCUCGAUGAUGGAGGGUCUAGAUCAAUCGCAGGCCAGUUUCCAAGUAUGGGAUGAUUCGAGCUCCGUGCGAUCCGCCACACUGCCCAGGCGACAUCGACGCCAGGCAAGCGGCGAUUCCUCUAGUUUAUUGGCGAACUCGACGCCAAGGAGUUCCAGACGACAUCGAUCACCGUGUUCGACACUGCCCAGAUCAAAGUGCUCCAGCCUGAGCAGAUGUACGUCCAGAGCUUCUGUCCUUCCCCCGACCACGAACCAAGAACCGUAUCAGACGCGCAAUCAAACGCAAAACGGGAAAAAUUCGGCCAACUCGUCGCCGAGUCGAAGCGGCGGAAGUUCCGGAUCCGUAAGAACGACGAACGCGAGCCCAGCGAAAACGGCCACGUUGGGCAGAUCCAGCACGAGACAAUCCAACUCUAGACGACCCAGCCACGAUUCCACUGGAAGCGGUACGAAAUCGAACGGAUCGCCUCAGCAUAAGGUGCUACAAAAGACAUCGUCCGGCCACUCGUCCCACUCCAGUGGAAAAUCGAUUUCGAGCGGGAAACUCUCGUCAUCGCCCUUGAAAACGUCCACGUUACCAGCGAAAUCUUCCCCGCUGAAAAUGGUUCAACAGGGAUCCCUGACCCCUCUACAAGAGGCGCAGAAUUCCAUAACUCUGCAAGUAUCGACGAAUCUAACACCGGUCAGUCCAUCCCAAGAUCAGCAUCGCUCGAUUCAGAACAGCGUAACACUUGCCUCGAACGCCACAAGCACGACCACCAUCUCCGGCUCACCUGGGACAAAGAUCUACGUCCAACAAAAUAACUCCCCAAUGAGAUCGGUGAUCACGUUCGAAAACGGCACGGUGAAGACGAAAUUGGCCGAAAAGGAGACUAUGGACUGCAAGGAGAAACAGGAUCGCGAAUUGAUCACCGAGAAACUCUAUAAAAGCAAGAUAGACGAGGAGAAAUUAUUCAAAUCGAAACUCGACGAGGAGAAGUUGAACAAGUCGAGCAAGAUCGAACGGCCUUCCUCCCUUUACGCUUCCAAAGAAUCGAAACCGAGCCUCCUGUUGUCCGAGUCCGAUAAAGAGAACAAACCAAAAGUGGAGGAGGAAGUGCCUAACAAAUUGAAACUGACGAAUCGGCUGAACAACAGCCAGGCGCAUCUGAUUGACGGAUCCACCAACAACAUUGACAAGAAUUCUCUGGUCAACGAGCAAUCCGGUAUGAAGAACACGAACGACGCCAUGAACAACUCGAGAAAAUUGAGCCUAUCGUUAUCGAAAGACGCUUUAAGCUACAGGAACCUUCUCCGUCCGGGUUCGAAGAAUAACAUCGCGUCGAAUCCACCCUCGCCUACGAAAUCAUACGAUGGUUUCGGUGGAUCGUUCAACAACGUCUAUAUAGAGAAUCUCGAAGCUACGAAGCAGCAGAGGGCGCCUCAAGGCUCGGAGCCGAACUUGGAGAAAACGGUCAGUCGGGGAGAUCUGUACACGUAUCCAAGUUUGAGCGAUAUGCAGGUUCAAUUCACCAGCCUGGCGGCGCAAAAGAUUCUAAAAGGUUGCCCAAUAAACAGCGUGGACACGUUGGUCGAAGUCAACAUGGCGGCUGCCGAGAAGCCGAACAACUGCGACGUUACUGUUCACACCGACUUUGGACUCGUUUAAAAUUUUCGUUCGUUUCUUUUUGAUCGGGAAAAACUUGGCCUGGUUCUCUCCAUACGCGUUUUUCGUACAGUGAAAGGUUGAACUUUAGCACGAUGAACUUGUCGGUAUCUCGUAUGCUUGCGUCGUGGUAGAUAUGUUAAAUAGCAAACGGAUGAACGGAUGUACUGCUUAAGCAUAUAGAGAGAAUUGUAAACAGUUACCAAUAAUAAAUAAACGUUUGUUAUGCUCAUCGAGUAUAUAUAUAUAUAUAUGUAUCGCACGAUCGCAUGUUAUCUCUUUAACCCGAACAAUUUAUAAGAUCCGAUUCAUUCAUGUUAAACCAUCGAUUAUCAUCCAGGUGAUUCUCGAACAUUGUGCUUCCAUUGAUAUCAUCUAUAUGCUUACGCGGAUGAACGUUCGAUAAUAUUGUAUAAAAUAAAUCCCAGCCAUUCCACAGAGAAUAUUCAUUCAUAGCUUAUUCAUAGUUGCUCACAGCUCAAUAAUCCGGCGAAAUAUAUAUUAUAUCCAAGCGAUAACUUUUAUUCGCGUGAUAAUUUAAGUUACGGAUAUCUGAAUGCUCGUUGCAUUGUCGUUGCUCUCAUCGUUCGUUCAUUGGCCAUUCUCGUUUUAAAACUUAUCAUAUCAAGAAAAAUCGAAACAUUUAUUUGGUGUAAUUUAUAAAAUUAUAAAAUUAUUCGUGACUUUUAUUUUUUUCAUUACACGCACUUAAUCGAUCAAUAGAACAAUGCAUUGCGUGCAUCAGAUUUCAUCGUGCCUCCAUUGCCUCCGUUUUUAUUUUUUUCUUUUCCCUUCUUUUUUUUCCUUUUUUUUUUUUUUUUUUUAAUUUAACGUAAUACACGAAAUGAACAAUAAACGGGUACCACAGCGUCGUAACGUUAGCAGUUUUGCAUCGCUUUACCGAGCUAAAGCGAUUUGCUAAAGCAAUACUUCACGUACGAUAGCCUGACAAUUUGCCUUAUUCGAAUGAGAGAAAAAGAGAGAAAAAAAAAGAGAUAGUAUUUUAUGCAAAUUUCAAAUACUGCCAAUUUUUCGUAGCGUCGAUUUAGGAUAACAAUCAACAACCUGAGGGGAAAUCGAAUCUUUAUAAAAAAUAUAAAAAAAAAAGAAACAAUAAUUUAACGUGCACUAUUCGUUCAUUUCGAGUUCAAUAGUCAUACAGAACGAGAGCCUGUAAGCGUUAGGCGAUAUUUUUUGUUUCGGUCGAUAUGCCAAAGUAGAGAGAAAAAGUAUAGUGCAGUCAAAUUUUUUUAGAAUUUAGGAUAACAUUAUUGACUACACAAACGCAAGAAUAUAUAUUACAAGUAUUAAAAUCGAAUAUGAUUACCGUAUUUGUAAUGAAUUCUCAUUAAAACGGGUAAAAUUUGAUAUAAAUGAAAUUCUCACGGAUAAUCACUGUAUACGUAUAAAUUUUAUAUCUAAAUUAGAGCUUUUAUAUACCUCUGAUAAAAUUGUAAGUGAAAUAAUUUGGAAAAAAUUUUAAAUCAAAAUUGUCGUUUAUAUGAAAAAAAGAAAGAAGAUAUACAUUUGAACUGAAUUUUGCGCAUGCGCAGAAUAUUUAUAUCGAAUGAAAUAAUUAUGGCGCGAAAAUAUAAAAAAAGUCAACUACAAUGUUACGAAAUUAAUGACACACAUACACAGAUACACACACAAAUACACGUAUAUAUAUAUACAUAUAUAUAAUGAAAAGAGGUGCAUUUCCUUAUUGAGAAAAUAAGAAAUACCAUUUUAUAAUUAGCGCAAUGAUAAAUCUAAGUGCCAAAAUCAUUAAUAGUACUUAAAUCGCCUUAAACCGCUUGCAGUGCGACCUCGUGGCGUCAUACUGCAACGAAGUCGCGAUGUAAACGAGUUCUCCGUAUAAAGUUCGAAUUACAAUAUUAAUCUUAAACGUCAGACAUAUAGUCGUAAGACGAUAGAUAAGUGGGUACCGAUAAAUGGAACCUGCUUUGUAUAUUUCGUACGUUGUAUUACCGAUUAACCGAUAGUUUUCGAUACACCUCUAAGUCUUCCAGUUUUUACGAAAAUGGAAGGACAGCGAGCGUUUUACGUCCUUAUUUCUUAUCAAAACUAACUUGUAGAGUACAUGUAA